Messenger RNA from Dendrobium catenatum, 1125 nucleotides. RefSeq names its product probable NAD(P)H dehydrogenase (quinone) FQR1-like 1. NCBI's taxonomy places the organism in Eukaryota, Viridiplantae, Streptophyta, Magnoliopsida, Asparagales, Orchidaceae. Gene Ontology annotation, molecular function: NAD(P)H dehydrogenase (quinone) activity; FMN binding. Bases 117 to 884 code for a protein of 255 amino acids. The transcript is spliced from 3 exons. The record is from RefSeq and is a predicted model, not a curated record.
UUUGCCUUCUUACUUUGUAUUCGCGUCGCGGUUCCCAUUUUUUGAAUAAUGUGCUCCAACUCAUAGCAUAUUCUUCCAAUUUCGAUUAAGUAGGCAACCUUCCAGAUCCCAGAGGUAUGGGGAAAGGAGCGGGUUGUAUGCCAAGCAAGAGUCGGCCGCCGGCGGGGGCCGCGGAGAGCUCUGAAGCCGACGUGAAGAUUGUUGCCCCGGUUCCUAGAGAAGAGAGGAGCGUUGAGAUCAAAGCAAUCGAUAACACUCCUCCUCCGGCUGAGGUUAAAUUGAAGAUCUUUAUCGUAUUCUACUCCAUGUACGGGCACGUUGAGAGCUUGGCAAGGAGAAUGAAGAAGGGGGUGGAUGGGGUCGAUGGCAUCGAGGGAUUCCUGUAUCGUGUGCCCGAAACACUUUCUCAGGAAGUUUUGGGGAUGAUGAAUGCGCCACCUAAAGAUGAGGAUAUUCCGGUGAUAACUGCUGGGGAGCUGACGGAGGCUGAUGGCGUUCUGUUUGGGUUUCCGACGAGGUUUGGAAGCAUGGCUGCGCAGAUGAAGGCUUUCUUUGAUAGUACGGGGCAGUUGUGGAAGGAACAGAAGCUUGCUGGGAAGCCAGCUGGGUUCUUUGUGAGCACUGGAACACAGGGAGGAGGGCAGGAAACAACUGCCUGGACUGCAAUCACCCAGCUAGCCCACCAUGGAAUGCUAUUUGUUCCAAUAGGUUAUACUUUUGGGGCCAAUAUGUUCACAUUGGAAGAGAUCAAAGGAGGUUCUCCUUAUGGUGCUGGAGUCUUUGCAGGUGAUGGCAGUAGAUUGGCCACUGAUGUAGAGCUUGAUCUUGCAGAACACCAAGGAAAAUACAUGGCCUCCACUGUCAAAAAGAUAGUACAGUCUUAGCACAAUCAAAUCAAAUCUCUGCUGAAUCUCCAUUAUCCAUUAAUUCAUAGAUUUAUUCUUCUCUGAGUAUUUUUACUUUUCUUCAUAUGGAUGUCAGCAAAUAAGACCCUUACGGUCGGUCUCUCAUUGCCUUUCUUUCUGUCUUUCAUUCUUGUUUGUGCUUCCAUUGGUCUUCAUUGCCUAUGAUUGUUAUAAACCAACAAAGUUAAUGUUAUUGAUAAUGCCCUUUGUGGCUUCUUUU